Messenger RNA from Cladocopium goreaui, 543 nucleotides. Lineage: Eukaryota; Dinophyceae; Suessiales; Symbiodiniaceae. The record is from the annotation of a GenBank genome assembly.
AUGUUGGACUUGGAUGCGCUGAUGUGGCGGCUUGGGGCCAUGAAACUUCCCCGGGAGUUCGACUACUUGGAGUUCUAUGCAGGGGCCGCCAAUCUUUCCAAAUGCAUGGCAAGUGCUCAUUAUAAUACCCGAAGCUUUGAUGUCCUCUACCAUGAGCAACCACCUACAAGAAAGAGUAAUUUUAUGAACUUGUGUCACGCAUCUGGCUUUGGGUUGGCCUUACUAUGUAUUUUGAGAUGUCGAGCGAAUGAUUUUGCCAUUCACCUGGGACUUAAAUGCAGCUCACUUUGCAAGAUGAACCGUGGUACGAGUCGAAGAUCAGCAUGCGCAUCGGUUGGAUACACAGAUUACCCAUCUGUAGCUGUUGCCAAUACUUUGAUCGAAAGGAGCAGUCUCAUGGUGGCACUGACGGCAUGCCUUGGAGGGCUUUGGACUGUAGAGCAACCGGGAGGUUCCCUCCUGGAAUUCUAUCCCUCUUGGAGGGAAAUAAUGAGCCGGUUGUUCGAACAUGGCGGUGCCAACUGCGUGACUCCACUGUUUUGA